AUGAAUGCAUCACUUAACCUCAAUAUUUCUGUAAACGGCAGCAAUGGAACUGAGAACAAUGGCGCAAGCACAAGUCAUAUAGCAGAAAGCAAAUUUGUUUUAUAUGGAAUAAUUUUCCCGGUCAUUGUGACAUUCGGAUACCUGGGAAACAUACUGACGGCCAUUGUACUCUGGAAAAAGGAAAUGGCGUCCACGAAUAAUAUUCUUCUCCGUGCGCUGGUCCUCUCAGAUAUCGCAAUGAUAACCACGGGACUCGUUGCUCUAUCUUGUCCUAUGCUGCUAACGAAAGCUUUAGACUUUGAUCUUGUCGUUAAUGUGCUAAACAGUUUAGCAUUUUCUACCAUCAAUUACUUGAUGAUGACGUCACAGCAGUUUAAUGUAUACGUUCUUGUGUCCAUCUCCGUAGAGCGGUAUAUUGCUGUUUGUCAUCCACUAAGUUAUGCGAAUUACAAAAGUCGAGGAAGAACCAUUGCUCUCCUAUGUGGAAUUAUCUGUUGUUCUGUGGUUUACAAUAUUCCUCGUUUAUUAGCAACAACAGUCGACCCCACUACCUGUAUUAACGCUAACUCCUCUUUUACCUGCUAUGAAAUAGUGUACACAGAGUUCGGGGAAGGUUAUUUCUACCAGGAGGUUUACUCGGUAUGGAUAUAUGGCGCCACCUACUUUGUCAUUCCUCUCGCUGUGCUGUUAAUAAUGAACAUUUUUAUCAUAAAGGAACUUACAAAGAUGAGGAACAUACGUCGGAACCUGGGUGUAGUGAAUUCAUCCAACGCUCAAAAAGAUAGCAUCUCUCAAAGUCUGGUUAUCAUAAUGUCAGUGUUCGGUGUGGUCCAAACUCUUGGAUUUUUCAACCAGUUCCCGAACUUGAUGUCUGACGGUAUCGAUAAAGACCACUACAGAAUGAUUGUCAAUACACUGUAUGCAAUUAAUUCUAGCAUUAAUAUCUUGAUUUAUGUGGCAGUGGGGAAGAAGUUCCGGAGGAAUGUCACUGAGUUUUUCAAAGAAUGUUUUCACUGUCCUUCCGUUGUUGCUUCUUCUGGGCAAUAUCAAGUACACGCAACAGGGGUUAACAACAUCCGAGUUUCAGUGCUGCCAGGUAAUUCCAAACUUUGA
Molecule: messenger RNA, 1113 nt
Organism: Pecten maximus
Lineage: Eukaryota; Metazoa; Mollusca; Bivalvia; Pectinida; Pectinidae
Product: G-protein coupled receptor daf-37-like
Exons: 1
Coding region: 1-1113 (370 amino acids)
Biological process (GO): G protein-coupled receptor signaling pathway
Cellular component (GO): membrane
Molecular function (GO): G protein-coupled receptor activity
Source: RefSeq, a predicted model, not a curated record